AUGGCCGAGCUCCAGCUUCCGGAUUACAAGACAUUGUCGAAGAGGAGAUACGGAUCCGCGCCCGAAGGCAGCAUCUGGGGCUUUUGGGACGAACUUCAUGGCGGCCCUGACAAACUCGGUUCCCUGAAUCUUCUGACGUCGGAGAGGGUCCUUGCAGCGAAAGAUGAGAUCAAGACCGGAAGCCGUGUGCAGCUCGACUGGUCGUUGAACAACCUCCGCCAUACGUUGCAUGACAGGCAGAGGCUCGAGCAAGAGAUCAUCGAUUACCUGCCCAUUGUGGGAGUCCAUGCUCACGACGACGUGCUCAAGUUCAAUACCCAGUGCGGGAGUCAAUGGGAUGGGUUUGGCCACUACGGUCAUCCCACAGGGGUCUACUACAACGCGGUAAAGCACGCUGACGUCAAAGGAGCGCCGGGCUCUUUGGGCAUCAACCAUUGGUGCGAGAGAGGCGGCAUCGUCGGGCGUGGCGUGCUUCUCGACUAUGUGAGGUACCUCGAGGACAAGGGCCUGCCGGUGCCGGAUCCUACCACGAAUCACGGGUUUACGGUCCGCGACCUCGAGGCUGUUGCGCAAUACCAGAAGCUCGACUUUAAGGUUGGGGAUCUGUUGUUCGUCCGCACGGGGUUUGUGCGCUGGUACGACAAUGCGCCUGACGGGGAGCGACAGCGAUGCAUGGGCGGAGAGAAGUCCACAUUCAUCGGCCUCCAGGGAUCUGAGGAGGCCAAAGAGUGGCUCUGGGAUCAUCACUUCGCCGCGCUCGCCUGCGACACGUUUGCGUUUGAGGUGAAUCCGCCUACUGAGGUCGUGCUGCACGAGACAGUCCUGCCUCUCUGGGGCACCCCGAUUGGGGAGAUGUUCAACCUGGAACAGCUGUCCGACAUGUGCCAUCAGCAACAGCGCUGGAGCUUUUUUGUGACAAGCGCCCCCUUGAAUGUCCCAAAUGGGGUCGGGAGCCCUCCGAAUAUCAUAGCAAUUUUCUGA
Cladophialophora yegresii CBS 114405 is the source of this 981-nucleotide messenger RNA. RefSeq lists its product as uncharacterized. Lineage: Eukaryota; Fungi; Ascomycota; Eurotiomycetes; Chaetothyriales; Herpotrichiellaceae. The transcript is spliced from 4 exons. Gene Ontology annotation, molecular function: arylformamidase activity. Bases 1 to 981 code for a protein of 326 amino acids. The record is from RefSeq and is a predicted model, not a curated record.